Messenger RNA from Hordeum vulgare subsp. vulgare (domesticated barley), 1540 nucleotides. Its product is annotated as formin-like protein 6. Bases 53 to 694 code for a protein of 213 amino acids. The transcript is spliced from 2 exons. The record is from RefSeq and is a predicted model, not a curated record. Lineage: Eukaryota; Viridiplantae; Streptophyta; Magnoliopsida; Poales; Poaceae.
GGUUUGGGGGUGGUUGCGACGUUGUUCCCCUCGCCCACCCACUCCCUCCCCUAUGUACCUUCUUCACCGUGGCGCACACUCCCUCCCCACUCCUCUCGCCGCCACGUCCUGGCAACCACCUCACUCACUCCCUCCUGGCAACCACCUCCCUCCCUGCCUCCCGCAACCACCUCCACCCCACCACCUCGACCAGAUCCAAACCUCCGAGCGUCGAAUGAUCGCGCCCUACCCAGCGCCCCCAGCCACGAAGAACUCCCAUGUCCGGGGAUCCAUGCCACCGCCGAUGAUGGCCAGCUCCGCUGUGCGCGCGACCAUCGUGCGACCUCGCCCUCCUCGCCGGAUCCGUACCCCAGGCCAUGGCUCAACCUCCCACUUCGCUGACCACUGUUCGUUACCACUGUUCGUUACCACCGCCGGAACCGCCCUUCCAACCUCCGGAUCCGCCGCAGCCUGCCUUGCCCUCGUCGCCCUGCGUCGAUCCCGCAGCGGGGCUCGUUGGCCCCUUGCAGUCCACUGCGUGGGUGCACGCAGCACGCGAGCACCCCCUCCCCCUCGCAGUCCCAUGUGUGGGUGCCCUGUCCAACCGGAGCAGGAUGCACCUGCCGGCGGCGAGCUGCGAAGGAUGAGGUCGACGAGUGCGAGGAUCCGCGUCACUGCAGCAGACGAGGACCGACCAUGGGCUCACCUCCUUUGACUCGCCAAAUCUUCCCUCUGGUGUCACGAGCUCGGCUAACCCCGUGGAUGAUGGUGUACAGGCAUUCAGUUCAGCGGGGCACACCAUGCAGCUCGGGCAGCAUGCUCGGGCGAUUCGGUCGUGCUUGUGAAUGUAGUGCACCUGCAGCUCGAGAUCCCUUGAUUGCAGGAUGUGCUUGUGAAUAUAUACAUUUGUAGUGCGAUUCGGCUGUUCUUGUGAAUGUAGUUGUAGUACGCGUGUGUUGGCAAAGGGGGAGGAGGUGCUCCACCCACGAAUUGGGAUUUCUCUCUUCUGAUUUCAAUUACGGCUCUUGAUUGCUGAUCUUGUUUUGUUUUCUGGCGGCGCUGAAGGAUUCAGGUCGUGCUGAAGCUGGACCUGCACGACGACACAUAGAAGCAGAAGGCCAUCCAGGUCGUCUCCGGUCUUCAGGGAAUAGACAACAUUGCGUGGACAUGAAGGACCAGAAGAUGACGGUGAUCGGCACCGUCGACCUCGUGGCCGUGGCGCUAUGCUAUGCCGUGAAGACGAGGGGAGCAGCCCACAUCAAGGGUGUGAGUAGCUCACAUGGGGGAUUUCGGAGUCCACAGUGCACUCCGGUGGGUGCAGUGGUGCACUCUGCUGCGUGCAGUGCAUUACUUUUCAUUUUUUGCAAUUUUUCAGGAAGAAGCAUUACCACUGCGUGCAGUGCAUCAGCCCGUGCGUGUACUUCUGUUUUUCAUUGCGGAGUGAACAACUCGCCGAGCUGGAGGUUCCUAGGACUAGAUUGCUUUUUGCGUGUGAUGUAUUUUCUGUACAAGGGGCCUACUGAAAAUUUGUGAAACAUGGUGCCUAUUCGUUGCGCAUUGA